AUGGGCGCUUUCGGUUGCAGGGGAUCAAACCGGUACGGUGGUCGUUUAGAUUUCGACGAAGAUAAGCAGGUGCUACGCAUCAGUGCCACGGUCGGGUCCUGUGGUGUUUCGGCCUCUGACGUCCCCUAUACCAUAACUCCCAUCCCCGGUUCUAACUACGAGUAUUGGGUCAAGCCUGACUAUAGCUCUACUGAUUUUAAAGUACGCCUCGCUGCUUGCCAAGAUCCUUCUAUUAAUGCCGACUUCUUCGACAGUCUACACGUCGAAUCCAACAAGGGUGUUCUCAUGAGCGACAUCACUAUCAGUGGCGGUGUAAGGGGGUCUUCGUGGAACUGCUGGUUAGCCAUUGGUCCCACUCGUCCCGUGCCAGGCCCAACUACGAGGUCUCCGCCGGUCCGAACUACCACUACGUAUGCGCCACCGAUGAGCCACCCCGUGGGAAGCUUUUAUACUUCCAUGAGUGAUGGGUCGGGCGGAUCUCUGAUAUUCCAUCAACAGCAGCAAACUCUUUCCAUUUCUAUCCGGCUGGAUAUCUGCGUCGCGACUGCCUAUAACGUUCCGUAUCACGUUACUCCGAUCCCUGGCUCUAAUGGCCAACUCUGGAUCGUCCCCGACUACAGCUCCACGAACUUCGCGACAAAGCUUGACAGCUGUAAUGACGCGGUUGUGAGAAGUGCCCAAUUCCGACGUCUCCGUGCAUCUUCGGAAGGCGGCUCGAUGAAUGGGGUGACGGCUUCUAUGGUUGGUGGUGAAGACUGGGUUUUUGGUCUUGCUGGUGGUCCCCCUCAACCCCCGGCCUACCCGACUCGAUCUCCUGCUACUCCAGCACAUGAGGCCCACCCCGUGGGGACCUACGAGAGUAGCGAACGUUCAGACUCUGUUAGCACUAUCGAGUUCUACGAGAACCUGUUUCUGAUGAGUUUGACUAUCAAGCUCGGUAGCUGCACUGCCUCUGUUCGGAACGUUCCCUAUCACAUUGGCCCUCUUCGCAAUCAUGAGGGACACGAUCUCGACGAUGAGCUCUUCGUGGUACCCGACUUCAGCGGAACAGAUUUCACGACACAGGUGGACAACUGUCGCGACUCUGAUAUCAACGGCGGCGCAUUUGCACAUCUGUUCGUUUCCUCGGAGCAAGGCGUUCCCAUGAGCGAGAUUUCCACCUACGGGACAACCGAUUGGAAGUUCCAGCUCCGUGGUAUUCCCACUCGGCCGCCGCCGACAACACCUACAACUCCCCUUCCUACUACCCCAACUCCUACAGUCCCGACUAAGCCUCAUCCAUCGGGCCUAUAUAAAGAUGACAGUAGAGAAGGCUCAAGCGUUUUGGUAUUCCUUCAAAAACCCGGAAACUUCACCAUGGAUAUCACACUUGGUGGUUGCCGUCUAUAUUACGAAGAUGUUCCGUACGAGAUGGUUGAGGAGAAUGGUGCCUCUUGGGUGAAGCCUGAUUAUAGCUCCACUACUCUGGCUUAUGCUCUGAGUAACUGCAGGUUCGACGCCAACUCGAGAUACACUCUUAAUGAUCUGGAGAAUAUCGAAUUCCACGAUGCGCAAGAUCCGAACGACCAGACGUUAGUAGUUUACAGAAUGCUAGAGACCUAUGGGAAGACACUGAGGACGGUCUUCAGGAACCAGUAG
Molecule: messenger RNA, 1638 nt
Organism: Perkinsus marinus ATCC 50983
Lineage: Eukaryota; Perkinsozoa; Perkinsida; Perkinsidae
Exons: 1
Coding region: 1-1638 (545 amino acids)
Source: RefSeq, a predicted model, not a curated record